AUGGCUGCGGUCCCGGUGAUGGGCCGCGGCGAGGAGGUGGUUUCGCCGUGCCGGCUCCAUGGCAGCUCGGCGAGUUGGCUGCGGGGGCGGCUGGGACUGCGGCGCAGCACCACCGGCUCGUCGUCAGGGACGUGCACGGCGGGCUUUGAGCUCACAGCGACAGAUCCACGCCGGGGUGAGGAGCCUCCUGUUCCGCGGCCACUUGGUGCCCUCGCGUGCCGCCGGGAGAGGAGCUCUCGUCACGGCCACCUCUUCUCCAAGUGUUGCCAUUACCUCAAGGACAAGGAGGCGCGAUAUAGCCUCGAGCUGGCCACUGUGACGGAUCUGCGCCAAGGGCUGCGCCGGCCGAGGAGCCUUGGUGUUCUGCCGCCACUUCAUUCCCUCUUCCCCUCUGUGUGCCACCGGGAGAGGAGCCCUCCUGAUCUGCAAACGAGGUGUCCAAGGUCACGCACAGCAGGGAGGAAGAGUGAUUGGGCGGCCACUGCUCUGCGUGAAUGCUUCUUCAAGGGACGCCGCUACUCCGACCACUCCAUGGAGUUAUUAGUUCAUCAAGGAGAACAUGGCCCUCUAGAAGGUGUUCGAGGACCCGAGGCGCACCUCCAAAUAUUGCCAUUGCCUAAAGGAGAAGGCAAUGAAACUGGAUGCACGUGUAUGCAGAGCCAGAUCGUCUGCCACCGUUGCCAGAGGGUGCUGGCCUACCCAUCAGGGGCGCCCAGCGUGUGCGGCGCCAUGUGCUGAGCCAUCACCGUCGUGCCACCCCCAGCGCCAGGAGCUCCGGGUCUACAAAAUUUGAAGUUUGAAACCAUAUAGCUCUACUCAGCAAAGAGUCGUCUCUUCUAUUUGGUUGUAAUAGAAUGUAAAUAUUGUAAUAUUGUAAUAGUAGGCAUAUCUGGGUUGUAAUAAGUAUAUACAGAUUAUAGUAGACUUAGUUAGUUUUAUUUGAUGAACUACAUUUGUACUGUUCUGUUUAAAAUAUUGAUUAUGUACGUGAUUUGAAAACGUGUGGAAUGGAAACCUAACUUGUGGGAUUCACUUAUGAAAA
Triticum dicoccoides is the source of this 1042-nucleotide messenger RNA. RefSeq lists its product as uncharacterized. Lineage: Eukaryota; Viridiplantae; Streptophyta; Magnoliopsida; Poales; Poaceae. The record is from RefSeq and is a predicted model, not a curated record. Bases 1 to 738 code for a protein of 245 amino acids. The transcript has 6 exons.